Gregarina niphandrodes is the source of this 372-nucleotide messenger RNA. RefSeq lists its product as hypothetical. The record is from RefSeq and is a predicted model, not a curated record. Lineage: Eukaryota; Apicomplexa; Conoidasida; Eugregarinorida; Gregarinidae. The transcript has a single exon. The coding region runs from base 1 to 372 and encodes 123 amino acids.
AUGACUCUGGUGGGCGCCGAUUACCGUUCAAUUCUUAAUGCUACCUACACUGCCAUGACCGCCACAACAACCACCGCUAUCGAGAAAAUUCAACUUGCAACCCAGCUACGCGCGCAAUGUUACGAAGCCUUGAAGCAAUCAGGACGCUUUGAGGAGUUCGUGGACCGCCUUAACUACUGCAACGCACAGAACUAUCUACAUCUGUCCGCACUAGACACAGCCAACAUCAUCGCGCUGGUAUCAAAAGCUGGCAUCGUCAGAGGACUGCAACUAUGGCAGAACGGAGCUAUGCCUUCUAUCGGACCUGGUCGCGGCCGAGGCCGAGGCAGAGGCCGAGGCCGUGGUUCUUUCAGAGGUCGUGGCGGAAACUAG